Molecule: messenger RNA, 513 nt
Organism: Colletotrichum orchidophilum
Lineage: Eukaryota; Fungi; Ascomycota; Sordariomycetes; Glomerellales; Glomerellaceae
Exons: 2
Coding region: 1-513 (170 amino acids)
Source: RefSeq, a predicted model, not a curated record
AUGGACACAACCGGCCUGUCUAUCGCCGGCAGCAUGGGGUUGGGUGACCUCGGGACUUUUGGGAAUCAGGAAUGGAGGUUAUCGAAGCCUAUCAUCGGCUUCAACAUCCCUCUCGAGAGCGCGAUCCAGGUCGCGCCUGACCAGUAUUAUAAGUCAAGCGACCUUGAGCUUAUAGCUGGCGGCGAGUUCCUCACGAUUCACGAGUACGUCUCUGCUGUACACCUGUGGCUUAUAGGCAUGCGUGAGAUGCCCUUGGACGCCUUAGGCAAACUGGCUGAUGGGCCGCUGGUCAUUCUGUACUUCAGCCGUGGCCCGCUACGUAUCGAUACUGGGGACAAGGGGGCUCACUGGCGCCAGAAGCAUAAGCCUGAGGUUUGGUUAAGCGAGGCUGAGAAAGAGACUGGAAGCACGCAAAGCAAGUCUUGGAGAGGGCGCUGGCGAGGUCUGCGGCACCAGCUCGCGAGUUGGAAAGGCUCCGCCAAGGGAGCAAUUGAGAUGGGCUGGUUGAUCUGA